AAUAAGCUAACCAACCCGACCCCUUCAUUCACCCAAAGGAUCCCUCCCCAUAUCCUUCCUUCCAUUCAAAAAUCACAGGCAAACACAGAAAGCCAGACUCAUUCAGCCAUGGCUAACAUGAUCAUGGCAUCCUCCAAUGUCAAGCCCCUCAUUUCACCAGCUUCCUCCAGACCCAAAUUCAUCCAAAUCCCACAACCCCAACUCUCUCUCACCAAACUUUUCUUUCAACAAAUCCCUAAAAAACUCCUCUCCCUCUCUUCCUCGACUCUCAAACCCCUCUCUCUCCUGGCUAUCUCUUCCUUAACUUUUACGCCUCCCUCUUUGGCCGCCGAAAUGGAAAAGGCUGCUCUUUUUGAUUUCAACUUAACUCUACCAAUCAUCAUGGUUGAAUUCUUGCUCCUCAUGUUCGCUCUUGACAAAAUUUACUUCACUCCUCUGGGAAACUUCAUGGACGAGAGAGACGCCGCCAUUAAAGAGAAGCUUAACAGCGUCAAGGAUGUCUCUGAGGAGGUGAAGCAGUUGGAGGAACAAGCUGCUGCCAUUAUGAGAGCUGCGAGAGCUGAAAUAUCUGCGGCUUUGAGUAAGAUGAAGAAGGAGACACAACUGGAAGUUGAACAGAAACUGGCUGAAGGAAGAAAGAAAGUAGAGGCUGAGCUGCAGGAGGCUUUGGCUAAUUUGGAGAGGCAAAAGGAAGAAACUAUAAAGUCUCUUGAUUCUCAAAUUGCUGCACUCAGUCAAGAAAUUGUCAACAAGGUCCUUCCUGUUAAAUAAUUUGUAUUACUUCCAUAUAUGCUUUUGAGCUAUGUUGAUUGAUUUCUGUAAUUAAACAAUAUUCAAGUGUUAUAAUAUACUCCCUUUAUAA
Molecule: messenger RNA, 862 nt
Organism: Mangifera indica (mango)
Lineage: Eukaryota; Viridiplantae; Streptophyta; Magnoliopsida; Sapindales; Anacardiaceae
Product: ATP synthase subunit b', chloroplastic
Exons: 1
Coding region: 109-771 (220 amino acids)
Biological process (GO): proton motive force-driven ATP synthesis
Molecular function (GO): proton transmembrane transporter activity
Source: RefSeq, a predicted model, not a curated record